Messenger RNA from Hypomesus transpacificus, 4975 nucleotides. RefSeq names its product shisa like 1b (gene shisal1b). The record is from RefSeq and is a predicted model, not a curated record. The transcript is spliced from 5 exons. Bases 365 to 955 code for a protein of 196 amino acids. Lineage: Eukaryota; Metazoa; Chordata; Actinopteri; Osmeriformes; Osmeridae.
CUCAGAAGCAGAGCUGGAACGGCUGGGAUACCGAGCAGGGACUUGGGAGAGAGACAGACUUGCUUCUGCCUUUCUUCUUGGGCUUUUCUUUCCCUCUCCUCUCUCCUUAAUGAGCUGUUGAUGUCUAUCUCUUCCCCGGGAUGAGGAGGAGGAUGUGUCAGCGUGAAGACGUAACAAAGGAAGAGUAACACAGAAGCAACAAGGGGAGUCUUUGACAGAACGGGAGACGCUCCUUCUAAACAAAAGGGGCUCCAGUGUACAUGUGCAGCCAUGUGAGAGGAGCUGUGAGAGAGCAGAGGAUGUCCAGGUCCAGCUGAAACAGCCAGUCCCGCUCUCCGUCCUGCUCCCUUAUGAGGACGAGAAGAUGACGAUCACCAGCCGGCAGUCCUUCAAUGUCCUGACAGUGCUUUUCCUUCUGCUGUCCACAGCAGCCCUCUCUGCACAUUUCCGAGUGUGCGAACCCUACUCCGACCACAAGGGGCGUUACCACUUUGGCUUCCACUGCCCACGCCUCUCAGACAACAAGACCUACAUGUUCUGCUGUCACCAUAACAACACGGCCUUCAAGUACUGCUGCAACGAGACAGAGUUCCAGACAGUCAUGCAGAUCAACCUGACCACCACCUCAGAUGGCUAUGCUCACAAUAACUACACUGCUCUGGUAGGCGUUUGGAUCUAUGGGUUCUUCGUCAUGGUGCUGCUAGCCCUGGACUUCCUGUACUACUCGGCUAUGAACUAUGAGGUGUGCCGGGUCUACCUGGAGAAGUGGGGCCUGGGCGGACGCUGGCUGAAGAAAGCCAGGAACCAGUGGCAUCGGCCGGUACCAGAGGAGGAUGACAGCCUGGCCCUGGCCCAGGCCCAGCCCAUGGUACAGAGCCACCAUCAUCCCAGACACAGCCUGCGGGGAGAGAGCAACAGCCCCACGCUCCUGUCCUGCAACACGUCCACCGCCUGAGUGCUUUUGUGAGAAGACUGGCGAGAGGCAGCUGCUCGGCUGAGUUGACGACAGAGGAGAGCUCAAGCUCAGGCAGACUCUGGACUAUUGACUCAGCACUACAGUAAUGCUGGCUGAGCUGGACCUAGCGAACAGCAGCCCUGGACACUGACUUCAACACACCUAUCCUCUCAGUACCAGAUCAGGCCUACUGUUGGACCUACAGAGUCAGGUCUAUGAGGUCCUUUCAGCCUCUGCAGAAUACAGGCUGUGUGGAUCCGUAGAGGUCGAGCCCUACCACAACAAAUGACAGAAACAUUCAUCGAGGCACUAGAAACCUACAUUAUGGAGGGACACUUUGGAGCACCCAAAACAAAACCUGAACUUGAGGAGGCUAAAGAGGGCUCGCUAGAUAAAAAAAGAAAAGAAAAAACACCUUUCUUGAUAUCAAGUCUUGAUUACACUGCUGUGUUGGUUUGUAUUCUGUAGCCAUUAGAAGCAGUUGUGGGGUUUUAUCUAUUGGUGAUUUAUUGAUGUGAUUGUCAGGGAAUUCUGUGAGUUUGUGGUCAACAUUCUGAAUAAGUCACAGUGAAGAGUUGAUGCCAAGCAUCUCUUAUGUUUUGUGUACUGAAAACUUUGUCGAAGCCACAGACAUAGUGUUGUCUCUCUGUGCGCUUCUCAAAACUUGAUCUUCUUCUAGACUAUUGAUGACUGAGCACUAAUCCCUGCUCGACAAAGAUGCUGUGCUAAACACAGUCAUUUAGCCUACUGUUAUAGAUGAAGAAUGAAUGCCAUAAAACACAAAAGUAGGUCAACCGAAGGGCUCAUGUUGACUAUAGAGAGUUUUUCAAUUCAAACUAAAGCAAGAAUCAGGGACGCUUCAAUGACAGCCAACUGACUCCCCAUCCCCUGCCAGCUAAAAACGUUAUUUAAAAGUGUUUUUUUUAUCACAGGUAUUUCAACAUAAAAUAUAUAGUUCAAAUUGAUUUUAUGACCAAGGCAAAUUGAUCUUCAAUCCCAGUCCAGACCGGGGUGAGGCUUUAGCUCAGUCAGCAAUAAAAUGACAAUGUUAAUUUGGUUCAUGAUUAGAAAAUGUAUGAUUAGCCAUAAUAGAAAAUGUACAACCCAUAAACACACCUUUCUCUGUCAGCAAUAAUGUACAGCAUUCAGGGCCCUGAGGAGACCUCCACUAAAAUGAGCACACACUCUACAGUAGACUGAGUAACCAGUGAGGUGCAAAGGAAAUGCUCUCAGUAAGGGCACAUUUCACAGGAAGGUGAAGUCUAUGGAACAGACAUGUAUCAGGAUAAUGAACAUCAACAUUCCAUUGAAUAUUGAUGCCCUCCUGCUGCCAGCGAGCUUUGCUAUGAGAGAGGAACAAAAUAAUCCCAUUAAACGCACACACAAAAUGUCACACAAUUGUGAGUUAAUCCUGCUUAGUUCCUCUGAGUUCGUAAGUUCCUUAGUUCCUAACUAAUGGCUGAUCUAUUUCCUGAUUGAUCAAUAAAGUGAAGUUUUUUUCCCAAGGAACACAGGAAGCAUCUGCUCGUGCCAGACUGCAUGUGGGAUGGAACAUAAUAGGCGGCGACCGAGCCAGGCAGCCCUGUCUAUCUCCCACUACAGUGGAUAGACAGAGGGGGGGGGUGCUUCAACCCAAUUCUGCGUCUGUAACCUGCAGUCUGGCACUGCACAGAAUUACACAAAGAGAGUUCCUGACCAGGCGAGCAGACUACAGAGUCCCUGGUGGGGUACAAAGUGGCCAUAAUUGGUUACUGGGUCCAACAUACAACCCUGGAGCAGAGAGAUGAGAGUAUCUUCACUUACCAAAACAAAAUGACAAGACAGAAGAGAAUAUAAAUGGGGUGGCCAUUAUAUCCUGUUUCAACAGGAGUCAGCAGACUGGACAGAGUCAGUGUGACUACUACAUUUGCUCUUACAACAAUGGGGAUUCUGGCCUGCUAAUCUUUCGUUAGCAAUAACGUUCAAAUUGGCAAGUCAGAGCAAGUUAACUUCAAUGCGCAUUUUUAAUUGCAAGUGUUCUGCCAUCACAACCAGAGUAGAUAUAAAGUGUGCCCAACUCGGAUAUAAUUGGCCUGGAGAGCAGCCUUGGAACUCUCUCUCUCCCCUCCUCUCUCCCUCUCUCUCUCCUUCCUCUCUCUCUCUUCUUUCUCCCAUCUCUCAAUCUCUCCCCCCUUCCUCUCUCUCUCCUUCCUCUCUCUCUCCUUCCUCUCCCUCUUCUUUCCUUCUUUUUCCCGUCUCCCUCUCUCUCCUUCCUCUGUCUCUCUUCUCUCUUUCUCCCGUCUCUCUCCCCCAAAGUGAGGGGCAGCAGCAAGCCAGGAGGAACACGAAUUUUAAACAGCUGCAGCUCUACAAAGGGAUUUAAUUGGGCCUCAAAGCAGGGGAAACUGCACAGAUCGGAUAUGGUAGGAAACACACAUCGUCUCAGCAGCCUUACUGCUGCAACCCUUCUGACACUGAAACAGGCUACAUGGCUAGCAGGGAGAUCCCCCUUCAACAACAAUAUGGAGGCUAGCCUAGCAGUGAGUCCCACCAAAAGAGCCCCUUCUCUCAUCUCCUCAAAGUGUCAGUCAGUGCCAAGCACCCAUCUCAUUCUGUCCCCUUAACACGAGAGGAAUCCCAGAGAUCAUUUUUCUCAAAGUGUGGUGUGAUUGUUGUCUCUUUUAGUGAAUUUCAACUUUUGACAUUGUAAAUGUAUUUGUAAUCCUUACCUUGUGGUAAGGAUCAGUCCCCAUGUCUGUUUUGGUCUUCAGGUUGUCAUGGUAAUAGUUGCCUUACAGUGAAAUAUCCACCUGUACACAAAUAAAGCUUGGUGAUUGGUACAUGGUGUGGUGGUGAUGAAUUUUAUGACGAUGAUGAUAAUGUAGAAACGCAUUACGUUCUGUCUAUGUAGAACAACUAGAUAGAAUGUACAGUGCAGUUUUUUGGGUUGAAUUGUUCUUGCACAUGUUGACUUUGUAUUGUUACAACAGGGAGAAAUAAAGUUUUAUCUUUUCCAGUGUGUUUAAAGUCCUGUAUGUGCUCUGUCUUUUUAUUGUGAAAUGGUUAAAAAGAAAACGGAGAAACCUUGGACACUUCUAAGCCCAGCACAUAAAAACACCAUGGACCUUCUGAAUUACAGUUCGUCCUGGACCUCACUUUGAUGAGAGACGCGCAAGGAUCCAGACACUGUCAGACAAGCCAGUCUAAAGACUAGGAAGGGAAUCACCUGCCAAGAAACCAUUUCAAAGUCUGCUUCAUUCAAAGGAGACAUUGAGGUUUGUCUUCGAAGUUUCUCACAAGCUCUCUCUCCAAAUCCUACACCGUUCUAUCCAUCCCUUUUCAGAAUGUAUUUCUCGGAAACAGUUGCAUCAUCCAUAGAGGAGGGGAGACAUGGAGAUGAUAAAGAAGAAUAAUUUGAAGAUAAUUACUGCCAUUCAUCACUAUGGAGAAGCCAUUGCCUGGGUAUCCAUCUCCAGCCAUUACAGCAAGCAGGAGGAGAAUUCACCCUGCUAGCAUUCACCUAUUAAAAACUCAUUCCAGUCCUCAUCUCUAUGUGGCUUCAUGCCCUGGCCCACACAGGCCUCAGACCCAAGGUUAAGCUCUGUCUGUAGCAUUACAGACACAUUAAGUGUUUUUUAAUGUUGUCGUUAGAUGAUUUGCCUUAACAUAUUGUACUGAAGCCCCUAAGAAUGCCCCACUCUCAACACCAUUACGCUGCCAUUUAAGAUCACAUUCAGAUAGCAACAUGGCCUUAAACUCAGCACGCAAAGCCAAGUUCAGAAAGAGAACCACAACAGCAGAAACUGCCAGUUGGCUAGUUAUUCGUGUCUUCAGAGUGGAUGUGUUUGCUCGUGAGAGUUGAAGAAGGUCAGGAUAACAAUGUCUGUCAUGACCAAACACAUCCUCUCUGACGACACUUGAAGAACCCGCUAGCCGGUAGUUUCUGAGAGGUCCUUCUCCUGCGCCGUUGGACCUUUGACAUCAGCUCUAGACUGAGGGUAAGAGAGGAGGAAAGUGAGGAGGAAACUCGGAUUGUGAACA